Phalacrocorax carbo (great cormorant) is the source of this 5018-nucleotide messenger RNA. Lineage: Eukaryota; Metazoa; Chordata; Aves; Suliformes; Phalacrocoracidae. The record is from RefSeq and is a predicted model, not a curated record.
CCCCGCGGCGCGGCCCCGGCGGCGGAGCAUGGCGGGCGCGGGGGGCGCGGGGGGCGCGGGGGGGCCGCCGCCUCCGCCGCCGCCGCAGCCGCCCUGGUACCACCGGGACCUGAGCCGGGCCGCCGCCGAGGAGCAGCUGGCCCGGGCCGGGCGGGACGGCAGCUUCCUGGUGCGGGACAGCGAGAGCGUGGCGGGGGCCUACGCGCUCUGCCUGCUGUUCCAGAAGCACGUCCACACCUACCGCAUCCUGCCGGACGAGGAGGACUUUUUGGCUGUGCAGACGUCGCAGGGGGUGCAGGUGAGACGCUUCAAGACGCUGAGCGAGCUGAUCGCCCUGUACCUGCAGCCCAACCAGGGGCUGGUCUGCACCCUCCUCUUCCCCGUCGAGAGGGAGAAGGAGAAGGAAAACGUGGAGGACAGGGACUACUCGGAUGGAGAGGAUGAAAAGCCCCCGUUACCGCCACGCUCCGGCUCCACCAGCUUCUCCAGCACCUCGGCAGGGCUCAGCCCCACCGGCCUGGGGCCGGCUGUGCCAGAGGGGAUGGCGGAGAGCACCAAUGGCCUCAGCAGCAUCUCCCACGAGUACCUGAAGGGCAGCUACACGCUGGACCUGGAGGCAGUGAAGGGGGGUGCCAGCAGCCUCCCCCACCUCAACAAGACCCUCGUCACCUCCUGCAAAAGGCUACACAGCGAGGUGGACAAGGUGCUGGCGGGGCUGGAGAUCCUCUCCAAGGUCUUUGACCAGCAGAGCUCCCCCAUGGUCUCCAAGAUCCUGCAGCAGACGGCGGGGCAGAGCGGGGAGCAGGAGCUGGAGAGCCUGGUGCUGAAGCUCUCCGUGCUGAAGGAUUUCCUCUCCAGCAUCGAGAAGAAGGCGCUGAAAGCCCUGCAGGAGAUGAGCUCGGCCGCCCCCGCCGCCCCCGCCCAGCCCCUCUCCCGCAAGGCCAAGAGCAUCCCGGUGCAGACCUUCGAGGUGAAGCUGGACGUCACCCUGGGCGACCUGACCAAGAUCGGCAAGUCGCAGAAGUACACGCUGAGCGUGGACGUGGAGGGGGGGAAGCUGGUGGUGCUGAAGAAGCAGAAGGACUCCCAGGAGGAUUGGAACACCUUCACCCACGACAAGAUCCGGCAGCUGAUCAAGUCGCAGCGGGUGCAGAACAAACUGGGCAUCGUUUUCGAGAAGGAAAAGGAUAAAACGCAACGGAAAGACUUUGUUUUUGUCAGCGCCCGGAAGCGAGAGGCUUUCUGCCAGCUCCUGCAGCUGAUGAAGAACAAGCAUUCCCACCAGGACGAGCCCGACAUGAUCUCCAUCUUCAUCGGCACUUGGAACAUGGGCAGCGUGCCCCCGCCCAAGAACAUCACGUCGUGGUUCACCUCCAAGGGUUUGGGGAAGACGCUGGACGAGGUGACGGUCGCCAUCCCCCACGACAUCUACGUCUUCGGCACCCAGGAGAAUUCCCUGGGGGACAAGGAGUGGGUGGAUUUCCUCCGCGCCGUGCUGAAGGACUUCACGGAGGUCGAGUACCGCCCGGUGGCCAUGCAGUCCCUGUGGAACAUCAAGGUGGUGGUGCUGGUGAAGCCGGAGCACGAGAACCGCAUCAGCCACGUCAGCACCUCCAGCGUCAAGACGGGGAUCGCCAACACGCUGGGGAACAAGGGAGCCGUGGGCGUCUCCUUCAUGUUCAACGGCACCUCCUUCGGCUUCGUCAACUGCCACCUCACCUCCGGCAACGAGAAGACGGCACGGAGGAACCAGAACUACCUGGACAUCCUGCGCCUGCUCUCGCUGGGGGACAAGCAGCUCAGCUCCUUCGACAUCUCCCUCCGCUUCACCCACCUCUUCUGGUUCGGGGACCUCAAUUAUCGCCUGGACAUGGACAUCCAGGAGAUCCUCAACUACAUCAGCCGCAAGGAGCUGGAGCCGCUGCUCAAGGUGGAUCAGCUCAACCUGGAGAAGGAGAAGCACAAGGUCUUCCUGCGCUUUGGCGAGGAGGAGAUCACCUUCCCCCCCACCUACCGCUACGAGCGGGGCUCCCGGGACACCUACGUCUGGCACAAGCAGAAGCCCACGGGGGUCCGCACCAACGUGCCAUCCUGGUGCGACCGCAUCCUCUGGAAGUCCUACCCUGAGACUCACAUCAACUGCAAUGCCUAUGGGUGCACGGAUGACAUCGUCACCAGCGACCACUCGCCCGUCUUCGGCUCCUUCGAGGUGGGGGUGACGUCCCAGUUUGUCUCCAAAAAAGGGCUCUCCAAGUCCUCCGAGCAGGCGUACAUCGAGUUCGAGAGCAUCGAGGCCAUCGUGAAGACAGCCAGCCGCACCAAGUUCUUCAUUGAGUUUUAUUCCACCUGCCUGGAAGAGUUCAAGAAGAGCUUUGAGAACGACAGCCAGAGCAGCGACAACAUCAACUUCCUCAAGGUGCAGUGGUCGUCCCGGCAGCUGCCCACGCUGAAGCCCAUCCUCUCCGAGAUCGAGUACCUGCAGGACCAGCACCUCCUGCUCACCGUCAAAUCCCUCGACGGCUACGAGUCCUACGGGGAGUGUGUCAUCGCCCUGAAGUCCAUGAUCGGCAGCACGGCGCAGCAGUUCCUCACCUACCUGUCACACCGGGGCGAGGAGACGGGCAACAUCCGUGGCUCCAUGAAGGUCCGGGUGCCCGCCGAGCGCUUGGGGACCCGUGAGAGGCUCUACGAGUGGAUCAGCAUCGAUAAGGACGAGACGGCAGCCGGCAAAGGGAAGGUGCCGCUGGGUGCCAGAGCCAACCAGGACUAUGCCAAGUCGGUGGGACGGAAGCCCACCGGUGCCGAGCUGCCUGCUGCCGCCCCGGCAAAGCUCCCGGAGGAGCCCGAGAAGGGCAGCGCCGCGCCAGCCCCCCGGCCCCCCGCCCCGCACCGCGGCACCAGCAGGGAUGACACUGCCCCGAGCCGGUCCAAGGUGGAGGCGACGCCGGAGCCAGCGGUGGGGCCGUUGAAGAACAGCUUCAACAACCCAGCGUACUACGUGCUGGAGGGGGUCCCGCACCAGCUGCUGGCGCCCGGGGACCCCGGCAAACCCCCCGCCCCCAAAGCCAAGGUGCAGCUGGCGGUGCCCGAGCGACGCCGGCACCCUUCGGCCGGGCAGCCGCCGGCAUGCCGCGGUGAGGAGAGCUCCUCGGACGAGGACGCCGGCACCCUCAACCUGCCGCCGCCGGAUUUCCCCCCGCCGCCGCUGCCGCGGGAGCUGGAGCUGCCCCCCAACCCCUUCUAUGCCGGCGCCAAGGAGCUGCCGGCGCCCACCGGGCGCGAGGAGCCCAAACCGCGGCCGGCCGCCGGCGGUGCCGCCUUCGGCGAGUCCCCCCCGCCCAAGCUGCACCCCCGGACCCCGCCGUCUGCCGGGGCUGGCUUUGGGCUGGAUGGGCCCGGCGGGACCCCCGCACCCGGGGGGCUGCCUGCACCCGGGGGGCUGCCAGCGGCGGGGGGGCUGCUGGACGACCGCUCCUGCUCGGUGCUGCAGAUGGCCAAGACGCUGAGCGAGGUGGACUACGCCGGCGGGAAGGGGAGGGCGGCCCCCCCACCGCCACUGCUUGCCAAGGGGGGGCGGUUGGAGCUGCCCCCCCGCUGCCUGCACCCCGACUACGGCCGCCCCCUUGCCUUCCCCCCGCACUCCAUCCGGGAGAGCAUCCAGGAGGAUUUGGCUGAGGAGGCGCUGUGCCAGGCGGGCCGUGGCGUGGGCGCCGUGCCCGGCGUGGGCGAGUGGCUGCGAGCGCUGGGGCUGGAGCGGUACGAGGAGGGGCUGGUGCGCAACGGCUGGGACGACCUGGAGUUCCUCAGCGACAUCACGGAGGAGGACCUGGAGGAGGCCGGCGUGCUGGACCCCAGCCACAAGCGCAUCCUCCUGGAGAGCCUCCAGCUCCGUAAAUAGCUGCGGCCGAGGGUCCCGCAUCCCGCGGCCGAGGGUCCCGCAUCCCGCCAGCACCAGCGCAGCCAGCAUGAGCAGCCGGCGGGAGCACCGGGACCCCCGUGGCCACCCCCUGCCCUGGGUGCUGGGUAACGGGGGCGGGGUGGGGGUUCUUGGGAGGGAGGGAAGGGGAGGCGGCGGGUCCUGGUCAGACAAUUUCAGGGGGGGGUCCCGCCGCUGGGGCCUCCCCUCGUUUAAGUUAUUUCUUAUUUAUUGAGAGAAGGAAUGAGCAUUCGUCUUGUGGGGGGGGGGCCCUGUGGUCGGGGGAAGGUUUUUGGGGUGAACCCAGGGAACCUCUGGCGCCCACCGUGGCCCCUCACAGCCUGGGAGGAGGAAGAGGAGGAGGAGGAAGCUGUGAGCAAAGUCGUGUUUCAACCCAAGUGCCUUCGUGAUGCCCGGCUGGUGCUGAGCUGGGAUGUGGGGCAGGAUGGGAUUGUGGAGGCUCUGCUGGCCCCCACGGACGACACCGGGCAGAGCUCGGGGUGCCCCUCCCCACCCUGGGGGUCCCCUCCCCACCAUGGGGGUCCUGCCGCAGCAGAGCUGGAUCAGUGCCUUCGCCCAACCCCCCUCCCCGCCCCUAGCCACCACCAGUGCCUCCGGGAUGUCCCCCCCAGCUCCCAGGUCACCCAUUAGGUACUUGCUGGAUCCGUCCCCUCCGGGGGGCUGCGUCGCCCUCGGUGGCAGCGGGGCUGGCACCCACGUCCCCCCAUGGGUGCUCAGCCCCCAGCCUCACCAAGUGCCCUUCCGGGGUGGGUGCGCAGGGUCGGGGUCCCCAGAACGGGCGUGUGCAGGGUGGGGGUCCCCCAGCUGUGCAUCCACCCACUUUCCCUGCCUGGUGAAACCCCCCAGCCCAGCUCCUCGGACCCCCGGGACCCCCAGCCUCCCCGCCCAGGCCCCGCUGCUGCCGCUCCGGCUGAGAUGAAGGAUGGGCCGGACCCCCGCCGGCAGCCCCCUCCCCCCCCGCCCUUCGUUAGCUAACGGGGCGUUUGGUGUGAACUUAAUCCUACUAAAAAUGCGUCGUGUUGUGCUCCGUAGUUUGGUGGAUUGUGGUUUUUAAAUCAUGAGCUAUUUUUUUAAUGUUCAA